AUGACGACGCAGCAGGAGCAGCUGUCUCGGGUGGGAGGCUCGACGGGAGUCCACCACCAUCGACUCGACUUCCGACUGCCUACGACGAAUGCAGCAACGUCUCCACCUCAGUGGCAAGACAGGUCUAGACUGCCUCACGAACAGCAACAACAGUUACCCGUCUGGCAACACCACUACCACAAUCAACAAAAUCAAAACCAGCAGCAACAGCAAUUGCAGUAUCUCUACCAGAAACCCCUUCCUCCUCCUCCGCCACCUUCACACUCGCCGCCGCCGCCACCUCCGCCGUCAACGUCGGCGCCACAAACGCGACAGUACCGCCAACCAGCACCGUCUCCGAACCGACCCAGAUCCCCGCUUAGACAACGAACGUUUCCGAAUACGGCUCCUCCAAAUGCGCAAACGCUACCGCCCCCGCGACAUUUACACCACCGUCAGACAUCCGGUAGCAGCCUUUCGAACCGCGGCCGACCGCCACCCUCGAAUCCCGGCCCUUGCGCCGUCGAACUGUGGAAUCGAGGCGUCUCCAACCCACACCAGCAACAAUACAACCCUUCAACACCUUCACCGCGCAUGACCGAGUUUGAAUUCUUCGACGGUUCACAGCUAGCAGAGUCCUCAGAUUCUGACUCCGAUUUCGCUCCAAAACAAGCGCCGCAACCUCGUGGGCAUGGACGGUCGAUGAGCCACCCGUUUCCUUCGUUGUUUUCUUCCAAUAAAAAGAAGAAGCGAAGCCCCGCGCCACGGGCUUAUUUUGAUUCUCGAAGCAGCAGCGAAGACUCCAGGGACGGUGGCGGCCUUAUGCAAACAGCCUCCAAGGGCGGCGCCGCGCCGCGCAUCUCGCCGCAAAAGCAGAGUCUGAGCGGCGGUGCAAGCAAGGAUUUGACGACAGGAAACUGCAUGACCUGCGGUUCCCUGGUGCGCUGGCCAAGGGAUCUCAACGUGUUCAAGUGCACCAUAUGUCUCACCAUCAACGACUUAAAGCCGCUGACGCCUGGGGAGACGGGUACAGGGCGCUCGCGUGAUGAGGGAGGUCCUUUGUCGCAUUAUUCACAACCGGUUUCUUUGGAACAUACCAAGCUGCUGAUAAGACAAUGCUUGCGUAACUUUGUGGCUUCGGCGCUGGCACCGCAUGCCAAUAUCAAACACAACACCCAGGCUUCGCUGCCUAUUACGAUGCCCCAGAAUGGACCCGGGAGGCCACAUGCCUUCCCAGGCGAUAAUGAAACCCAAGAGCCCAGUCUUUUUACCCCCGAGCUCUCCGAGAGCCCAUUCCUUGAGACACCCAGCUCAUUCCCCAACCCCAGCUUACUCCCACCGAGAUCAUACUCGACAUCAUAUCCUGAACAGCGUCCUAGAAUGGAAGGGCUCUUGAGGCAACAGGAUCGGCAGGGUAGCAACGGGUCAGGCCAUGAGCUUGAUCCCAAGAAGAUGUUUAAGCCGCUUGAAGACUACUUGUUCACUUGCUUCACGUCCUAUCGCUGCUUGCAGUUUUCUUUCGGGGGCCCACGGGGAUUAAACUCACAAGCCCGUCACGUGGAUGAUACUCGAAGACGAACCCCUGAACGGGCUCAAGAUCGUCAGGCAGAGCCACGGCAUGUGCGAUCACACAGCCGCUCACAUAGCAAAGUCUCGUCGGCAGCCGCUGAAGAACCAAUAGCAGAACUUGACGCCAAAUUGCUAUUGUUAGGUGACUUUGCCGAAAAUGGCUCUUGGUGGACUGGUGGCCAGGAUGAGGUUCCCCGUAGAGGAUCUGCGGCGGGGAUCCGGACGGAUGCGAUAGCGACUGCCCCGACGCCGGCAACCAAAUCACCCGGGGUUGACUGGUCGGAGAUGGAGGAGUGGUACAACACCGUCAUAAACGCCGCGCAACCCUGGAAGGCUGUUUACGAUGGAAUGGUCGCGGGUGGUCAGCUCAGCCCAGCACCGGAGGCAGACCUACGACGAUUGGAAACACAGAUAUUGGCGGGACAAGAACAUGCCCAGCGCACUCUCCUCAAGGCUACCGAAACACUACUGAAGCGACCUGGACGCCCAUUGACUGACCCGAGCGAUCUGAGGUUUCUCUUGCUUAUCCUGUCGAAUCCGCUCCUCGCAGCCAGAUGUCGCAGGUUCACAGGACACUACGGGCAUCCUUAUGAAAAGGACAGGGGUGAAGGUGGUAGCAGUUGGAGUGAUAUACCUCGCGGUACGGGACCCGCGUCUGGGCAACAUUCAGGGAUUAUAAAGCGGAUUCUGGGGUUAAUGUCAAACUCUUCGAACGACUGCCACAAUCAGCUGGUGGCUUGGCUGGCGAGGUUUCCCGAGUCUCGGUUCACAGACUUUAAAGAUUUUGUCAGCGGAUUCAUGGCUUAUCGCCUGAACCGGCAGAAUGAAAAGAAACACGACGUCAAAUUCGAUGUGACGGAUGGUUUAAUACCCAAUGUUUCGGCUGGCCGUUCGGCAGCAACACUCCACGCAGCCCUGGGUCCAUCUUCAGGUUCGGGCAAGAAGCAAAAGGAAAAGCCAAAGAAGACAAUAGUGUACGAUGACUGGCAGGUUAAGGCAGCCGCCCGCGUCAUGACGCUAAUCUUCUCUGCAAACAACACACACUAUUCACGUCGCAAUCCACAGGACCAGGGAUUCUCACAUCUAAAUGCAGAUUCGAUGAGGGCAAAGGGUCGGGUACACGCCCGUGGUCAGCUUUUGCCCACAUCGGACUUUUACAUGGCGUUGCUAGACGAUUCGGAACUGACGCAAGACUUUGAGGCAUGGGAGACUAAGCGCGCAAAGUUUUCAUUCUGUCAGUAUCCAUUCCUGCUGUCUGUGUGGGCCAAAAUUCAAAUCCUGGAGCACGAUGCCAAGCGCGAGAUGGACAAGAAGGCGAGAGAUGCCUUUUUCAACAGCAUAAUGAGCAGGCGGUCUUUCGAUCAGUAUCUGUACCUCAACGUGCGCAGAGACUGCUUGGUGGAAGACAGCCUGAAGGCGGUAAGCGAAGUGAUUGGCAGCGGCGGCGAGGAUAUCAAGAAAGGCCUGAGGAUCACAUUUAGAGGCGAGGAGGGUGUUGAUGCCGGCGGGUUGAGGAAAGAGUGGUUUUUGCUACUCGUCCGGGAGGUCUUUAACCCGGAUCAUGGUCUCUUUGUCUACGAUGAUGAUUCACACUACUGUUACUUCAACCCUAACUCUUUCGAGACAUCGGACCAAUACUUUUUGGUGGGAGUCGUGUUUGGUCUUGCGAUUUACAACUCGACAAUUUUGGAUGUUGCAUUCCCGCCAUUUGCCUUUCGCAAACUACUCGCGGCCUCACCGCAGCCAUUGGGGACGUCGCCGGCACACUCCCGACCCCCGAUGACCUACACUCUAGAAGACCUGGCCGAAUUUCGCCCGAUGUUGGCUAAGGGCCUGCGGCAGUUGCUCGAGUUUGAGGGCGACGUGGAGGAAACCUUUUGCUUGGACUUUGUGGUUGACGUGCCAAAGUAUGGAUCAGUCGAGCGGGUGCCGUUGUGCCCAGGGGGUGAGAGGCGGGCGGUGACAAACGCAAACCGGAGAGAAUACGUCGACCUGCAUGUUAGAUACCUCUUGGACACGGCAGUGGCGCGGCAGUUUGAUCCGUUCAAGCGCGGCUUCUUCACUGUUUGUGGCGGCAAUGCGCUUUCGCUGUUCCGGCCUGAAGAAAUUGAGCUUCUUGUGAGGGGCUCCGAGGAGACCCUGGACGUGGUCAGCCUCAAGUCUGCAGCUGAAUACGAAGGCUGGAGGAGAAAUAACAAGAAACGGCUGGAGGAGUCCUCGACAUCAGGUGGUGAUGGGAGCGAAGUGGCUGAGGAGGUGCCAACGCUUCGCUGGUUCUGGGACAGCUUCAAGAGGGCAUCACCAGAGGACCAGCGGAAACUACUCAUCUUCAUCACGGGCAGCGACAGGAUACCCGCCAUGGGCGCGGCCAGCCUCAGCAUCAAGAUUUUGUGCCUGGGUGACGACUGCGACCGGUACCCGACGGCGAGGACAUGUUUCAACACACUAGCGCUGUGGCGGUAUGAGAGCAAGGAGAAGCUGGAGCGAAUGCUGUGGGGGGCCGUGUUUGAGAGUGAGGGUUUUGGGCUUAAAUAA
This is a messenger RNA of Pyricularia grisea, 4083 nucleotides long. RefSeq lists its product as uncharacterized. Gene Ontology annotation, molecular function: ubiquitin protein ligase activity. Lineage: Eukaryota; Fungi; Ascomycota; Sordariomycetes; Magnaporthales; Pyriculariaceae. The transcript has 3 exons. Bases 1 to 4083 code for a protein of 1360 amino acids. Gene Ontology annotation, biological process: protein polyubiquitination. The record is from RefSeq and is a predicted model, not a curated record.